AUGGCCGUAGCUGCGAUCAUAAAUGCCAGUCUGAACAGUAGUCUUCGAUCAUGCGCUGAAAGGGCGCUGGAGGUGGAUUCACUGCACGAACACAUCGCGUCGAAAGUAGCCCUUGGAGUAGUCUAUGUGCUGAUCUUCACCACGGCGUUGUUCGGCAACGGUCUGGUGAUAUUCGUCGUGAUCAGGAACCACAGCAUGCAGACGGUGACGAACUUUUUCAUAUGCAACCUGGCAUUGUCGGACAUAUUCGUCAACAUCACCUCACUGUGGCUGACUCCGCUGUACGUGUAUCUGGCCCGCUGGGUGUGGGGAAGGGUCAUGUGCCACAUGAUGCCACUCACGCAGGGCACCAGCAUCUUCAUCAGUUCACUGACGCUCACUGCCAUCGCCGUUGACAGGUACAUCGUCAUUCUGAAUCCGUUCAGAAAGCGCAUGACAGUCAGCACGUGCCUGACGGUGAUCGUGUCCAUCUGGCUGCUCAGUCUGAUGCUGGUCGCCCCGUACGCCCUGCAUAUGAGUCUCGUCUAUGACCAAGACUGCGGCAUCUUCAUCUGCCUCGAGGUGUGGGAGUACGUGCAGUUGCAGGCUGCUUACGGCUUCGUCGUCUUGGCGCUGCAGUUCGGAAUCCCGUUCCUCAUCAUCACCUUCUGCUACUCGAGAAUCUGGUACCACCUCAGUACAAGAAACACACUGGUGAACCUGCGAUCCAGCGCCGAGUUGCGUCGAAAGAAGCGCCUGCUCAAGGUAUGACG
This is a messenger RNA of Soboliphyme baturini, 752 nucleotides long. NCBI's taxonomy places the organism in Eukaryota, Metazoa, Nematoda, Enoplea, Dioctophymatida, Soboliphymatidae. The record is from the annotation of a GenBank genome assembly.